GUUAUUGUUGUUUUAUCGUUAUUGUUAUUUUAUUCUUGUUGUUUUUAUUGUUAUUGUUGUUUUCAUUGUUCUUGUUUUUAUUGUUAUUGUUGUUUUUAUUGUUAUUGUUGUCGUUUUUGUUGUUUUAUUGUUGUUUUUAAUGUUAUUGUUGUUUUUAUUGUUAUUGUUGUCGUUUUGUUGUUUUUAAUGUUAUUGUUGUUGUUUCUAUUGUUAUUUUUGUUGUUUUUAUUGUGGUCUGCAGUCUGCUGCUGCUGAAUCCUUCAGUGUUUCUGUCGAUGUUUCCUCAAACACCGUUUCAUUCAAAGCCGACUAAAGUUGUUUUUUUUUGGUUUUCAAGCAUCGAUGUUUCUGUUCAGACUCCAGCUGUGUUUUUAAAAAACUCCCAAACAGAAACGGAGUCACUUUUCUGUCUUUUCUUUGAGUUUGUUUCUGAGAAAACCGGUUAAAAUCAGAGAAACAAACUGAGAAAUCCAGAAACCCUUUGACUCUGCUAGAGGUUUUCUGUCUUUGUGCUCAUCUUCUAUUGCAUUUACAUCAUGCUGUGUCAAAUUAGAUGGUUUUUGAGACAUUUGUUUUGUCUUUCUGGUCUUUUUGUGUCUUUUUUGGCGGUUUAACCGUCUUUUUAUGGUUGUUUUUGUCUUGUUUUAUUUUUUGUGGUUAUUUUGUCUCAUUUUGAUUCAUUUUUGUCUCUGUCAUCGCUGGGUCUUUACCUUUUCUAUUCUUUUUUUUACGUGUCAUUUUCUGUCUCAUUUUGGUUAUUCUGUGUAAAACUUCAUAGUUUCUGACUUCUUUCUGUGUCUCUUUAUGGUCAUUUAGUCUUUUUAUGGUCAUUUUAUUUUACAUUUCCAUCAUUCUGAGUGAAGUCAGACAGUGUUUGACACAUUUUCGGUUGUCUCUCCGGUCAUUUUCUGUCUCAUUUCUGUCUCAUUUGCAGGUAAGGCCAGGAUCUUCUCUGAUCAGAACAUCUAAUGAACCCACCUGCAGACCUGAGAGGACCUUCUGCCUCCAGAAGCUGCUGCAGGUUCGAGGUUUUCUGCUUUUCCAAAUGCCAGCAGCUCCGUCAGCACAUUUCAGAAUCAGGAAGCUCCUGGUUUCGUGUGAUUGGGGGUUGAAGCUGCGGCUCGUCAGCAGACGUCAAAGCAGAGAUGAAGAGUGUCGGGCUGGACGUGUUCUGCUGGAGCUUCUGGAGCUAUGCGGCUGUGGUGGUCCUCAUGUUGUUCCUCAGUGGGAACUUCUGGUGCUCCUGCAGGCCUCAGCCCAUGGACUGCAGCGUCCACAUGGCUCUUCCCGUCUUCAUCGUGUUCCUCAUCGUCGUGUGGAUGGACAGAAGCUUCCACAGCGUCGGCAGGCGUCUGGUCCUCAGCAGCAGAUGCAGCUUCCUGGCUGCUUGUUGCAGACUGGUGGUGAAGGCGCUUCUGGUCGGACUGCUGUGGCCGGUUCUGGUGCUGAUCGGUGGAGACUGGUUCGUCUGCUGUAUGAACGACCAGCAGCUUCUCUGUAAACCAGAAGGAAGAACCACGGAUGAGGAGAAACAGAACCUCAAUGAGCUCAGAAACAAGUCCAGGAUGAUCGGUUCCUUCUUGCUCUUUGCCAUCGUCUCUGUUCCUGCUCUGGCGACGACCUUCAGACGGGGAAAACCUUCGAUUCAUGAAAGAAGAACUUUCUACCAUCGACUGAUCCUGGAUCAGGAGGCCGAGGUUCUGCAGGAGACUCUGGCCAGAUGUUCCAGAGACAGGCUCAGGAACGAGGUGGAGAACCGGAUCCGAGCCGAGACGUGGGAGGAGAGUUUCAAUGUAGCAGAAGAUCUGAUUAAAGAGUCGACCAGGCCGACGAUUCCAGAACAAGAACCCUGAAGAGUUUCUGGACCACCGAGGAGCUGCUCAGGAGUUCUUCUGUCGUCUCUGAUCAAGAAAUUUACUUCAGUUUAUCCUUUCUUUGUGAUUUAUGGAACAAUCCAGGAGACACAACUCAAUAGUUUGUCAUUUUCAACCAUUUCUUUGCUAAAAUUUUGAUUAAAUUUCAAAUUUUUCUGGUCGAUGUCAAAACGUUUUGGAUGAUUUCUGUUAAAUAAAUGAAUUAAAUGAUGUUUUCUCCUGA
Acanthochromis polyacanthus (spiny chromis) is the source of this 2097-nucleotide messenger RNA. RefSeq lists its product as uncharacterized. Lineage: Eukaryota; Metazoa; Chordata; Actinopteri; Pomacentridae. The transcript has 2 exons. The coding region runs from base 1146 to 1853 and encodes 235 amino acids. The record is from RefSeq and is a predicted model, not a curated record.